Messenger RNA from Loa loa (African eye worm), 780 nucleotides. RefSeq lists its product as hypothetical. NCBI's taxonomy places the organism in Eukaryota, Metazoa, Nematoda, Chromadorea, Rhabditida, Onchocercidae. The transcript has 7 exons. The record is from RefSeq and is a predicted model, not a curated record. Bases 1 to 780 code for a protein of 259 amino acids.
AUGAAAUUACUCGCUAAGAAGUGUACUUCCAUACAUGGAGGUAUAUCGAGAAAAGCAUCAGUUACAGGCUAUAAAGAAGGAGAUACUGAUAAAUCAACACCCGAGAAUUCGCAACUUAUCCAACAUCAUGAGCAAUUUUCAUCUUCCCAUUCUGAUGCUAUACUUAAAACAGCAGUUGAAAGCGAUAGAAGUAAAAUUGAGGAGAAGUUGAUAACAGGAGGUGAUGCAAGUAAAUCAACACUUACUACAAAUUCUAUUAGUUCCUACAAGCGAUCAAUGUCACCGGAUACGAUGCUACAAGGUGCAACUCCAUCUAGUGCUUCCAUUAGUCCUGGAUUCAGCCAACGGACAGUUUCGGUAACUUCCGACUACAGUUCCGAUCUUUCAUUUUUUGGAAUGCAAAGUAUGAUGGCGAUACGUACAUCAAGUAAUAUUUUGAUAGAAUAUUGGUGGGAUUUGACACCUCACAACAUCCAUAUGAUCGUAAUCAAUUAUCUCUAUGAUAGCAACAAUAGAUGGUGCAAUCAGUGUUGGACAUUUUUUGAGAAAAAAUUAGGCAUUUCACGAGUGGUAGGAUUUUAUAUAUUAACUGGAAUUUGUUUUUUGUACAUUCUAAGUGGAGAUCUGGCAAAACUUCUAUAUUAUGUUAUGGGUAUUGGAUAUCCUAUGUAUAAAACAUAUAUUACAUAUGAAAAACGUGGAGUUAAUGUAUGUCGAAGUUGGCUUAGGUUAGAUGAAAUUGCUAGGGAUCAUGUUGGUUUAACGGAUCAGUGGCGAUGA